Messenger RNA from Cylicostephanus goldi, 649 nucleotides. NCBI's taxonomy places the organism in Eukaryota, Metazoa, Nematoda, Chromadorea, Rhabditida, Strongylidae. The record is from the annotation of a GenBank genome assembly.
GUCACACGCAACUUUGUGACUGGUGGUCAGUUGGUGUCAUACUGUAUGAAAUGGUUUUCGGUAGGCCUCCAUUCAUGUCCGUUGCUGAUGAUCCGAAAGAGACUCAGUACAAGAUUAUCAAUUGGCCACGAUAUCUUGAUGUUUCACCGCGAGCUGGAGGUGCUCAUCUGUCGCGUCACACACAACUUUGUGACUGGUGGUCAGUUGGUGUCAUACUGUACGAAAUGGUUUUCGGUAGACCUCCGUUUAUGUCCGUUGCUGAUGAUCCGAAGGAAACUCAGUACAAGAUAUUUUGUGUUUCAUCACUACCUAACAAUGAGCCAAUAAACAAUCCUUUAUGCUUUGGCAUUGAUUUCAAAAAUUUGCGAUCUACCCGCGCUGAAUAUAUACCAAGAGUUGAGCAUGCUGAAGAUACGUCCAACUUCGAGACUGUUGAGGUAACCGAGUCACCUUUCGAAACUUUGGGCAAACGGGCUCCGAAUAACCCGGCUUUCUACGAGUUUACUUUCCGUCACUUCUUCGACACCGACGGCCAAGGUUGUCCGAGUCUCCGGCCGCCCCAGAAGCGUCCACCGCUUGCCCCAUUAUUUGAAAGCACUGGAGCCAGACAUGAGACAGUGAGCAGCUCGGAGUCGAUUGUGAUUUGACA